AUGGCACUCAACACUCUGACUACAAGCGCCCGGCGCUUCUCGAAGCGCGUUCUUUGGUCUUACUUUGGGGACUGGAUUGUAAUGGCCGUCAUCCUCGGCCUUGCUAUAGGUUUCCACAACAUCGAUGGCGCAGGGUCGCGGCAUGCGUUCGCCCUGCAAGAUCCUAGCAUCUCAUAUCCUCACACCGAGGAUCUGAUCUCCAACCCAGUACUUUAUGUCACAUCCGUCGUCAUUCCUGGAGUACUCAUCGCAUCAAUCUGCCUAGUCUUCGUGCCAGGCAUCACUGCCACUCGAUCCAUGGCAGCAGGGCCACUGUGGCAAAGAAAGCUGUGGGAGGUUCAUGCUGCGUGGCUUGGGCUGGCACUUGCCUGCCUAUCGGCUAUUGCUAUCACUAAUGGACUCAAGCCCUUGGCCGGCAGACCUCGUCCGCACCUCCUCGCCGUUUGCGACCCAGACCUGUCGACCGAAGCCAUUGACAGGUGGAGAGUGGGAGGUCUCGGGACAGACCUGAACUCAGCAGUACCCAUCGUUGUCUCAUGGCACAUCUGUCGCAACACCGAUGCGAGCGAGAUGAGAAAUGCUUUCGCCAGCUUCCCCUCUGGUCACGCGAGCACCAGCUGGUCUGGCCUGCUCUACCUCUCGCUCUUCCUGUGUGCCAAGUUCGGCAUCAAGAUCCCAGUACUGCGCGUGCCAGCAAUUAGCUCGCAGUCACGGGUUCCAACUCCACGCAACCAAGGUGCCGCACCACCAGCAUACCUCAUAUUGCUCGCGUUUGUACCAAUUGGUGUGGCUUUCUUCAUCUCGGUCUCCCGCUGGUUCGACUACCGCCACCACGGCUUCGAUAUCAUUUCUGGCGCAAUCCUAGGCGUUUUCACUGCUUGGAUCAGCUUCCAUCUCUACCAGGAACCCAUCUCGACUGGCGAUGGCUGGGCUUGGGCAUCCCGGAGCAGGAGACAUGCUUUUGGUCUGCCCGUCGGAUCCACAUCUGAUGCUGAAGACAAUGUAUGGGACGAGUCCUCGCCUUCACGAAGCAAAGACGGUCCGAGCACAGACGUCGAAAGCAACCCUCGUCAGUCACCUGAGCGAUUCGAGAUGAAUCGCGGCCGUCAAGGCUGGCCACAAGGCAAUCAGAGUGCACCAGCGGAAGUCUGA
Messenger RNA from Cyphellophora europaea CBS 101466, 1152 nucleotides. RefSeq lists its product as uncharacterized. The record is from RefSeq and is a predicted model, not a curated record. Gene Ontology annotation, molecular function: phosphatidate phosphatase activity. Bases 1 to 1152 code for a protein of 383 amino acids. Gene Ontology annotation, biological process: phospholipid metabolic process. The transcript has a single exon. Lineage: Eukaryota; Fungi; Ascomycota; Eurotiomycetes; Chaetothyriales; Cyphellophoraceae.